Lemur catta (Ring-tailed lemur) is the source of this 576-nucleotide messenger RNA. Its product is annotated as dehydrogenase/reductase SDR family member 7C-like. Gene Ontology annotation, molecular function: all-trans-retinol dehydrogenase (NAD+) activity. Gene Ontology annotation, biological process: regulation of release of sequestered calcium ion into cytosol by sarcoplasmic reticulum. The coding region runs from base 1 to 576 and encodes 191 amino acids. The record is from RefSeq and is a predicted model, not a curated record. Lineage: Eukaryota; Metazoa; Chordata; Mammalia; Primates; Lemuridae. The transcript has 5 exons. Gene Ontology annotation, cellular component: sarcoplasmic reticulum membrane.
AUGAAGCUGGGAAUCAGCGGCCUCCUCUUCAUUUAUCAAGACGUGUCCCGGCUGUGGUCAAAGUCAGCUGUGCAGAACAAAGUGGUGGUGAUCACUGAUGCCAUCUCAGGACUGGGCAAGAUGUGCUCGGGUGUCCACAUGGGUGGGGCAAGGCUGGUGCUGUGUGGAAAGAACUGGGAGAGGCUAGAGAUCCUAUAUGAUGCCUUGAUCAGCGUGGCUGACCCCAGCAAGACGUUCACCCCAAAGCUGGUCCUAUUGGAUUUCUCGGAUAUCAGCUGUGUCCUGGAUGUGGCAAAAGAAGUCCUGGAUUGCUAUGGCUGCGUGGACAUCCUCGUCAACAAUGCCAGCAUGAAGGUGAAGGGGCCUGCCCCUAAGAUUUCUCUGGAGCUGGACAGAAAGAUCAUGGACGCCAACUACUUUGGACCCAUCACACUGACCAAAGCCCUGCUCCCCAACAUGAUCUCCAGGGGAACAGGCCAAAUCGUGCUAGUGAAUAACAGCCAAGGGAAGUUCAGAAUCCCAUUCUGCACGGCUUCUGGCAGGUCACCCUGGGAGAUGCUGACACAGAAAAGGUAA